AAGCAGAGGAAGGUCAGAAAAUCAUAUUUCGCCGCUUCAAAGUCUUCGAUCCGAUCUGCGAUUUAUCCUUUAUUUUGUUUGGAGAACAGAGACGACGACGACGACGAUGUCUUCGACUUUCACCGGCGAUGAAACGGCGCCAUUCUUUGGCUUCCUUGGCGCCGCCGCUGCCUUAGUCUUCUCAUGUAUGGGAGCAGCAUACGGAACGGCGAAGAGCGGCGUUGGAGUCGCAUCGAUGGGAGUGAUGAGGCCUGAGCUUGUUAUGAAGUCAAUUGUUCCUGUUGUUAUGGCUGGAGUUUUAGGUAUCUAUGGAUUGAUUAUUGCUGUUAUUAUUAGCACUGGAAUUAAUCCUAAGGCUAAGCCUUAUUACCUUUUCGAUGGAUACGCUCAUUUGUCUUCUGGUCUCGCUUGUGGCCUUGCUGGCCUUGCUGCCGGUAUGGCAAUUGGUAUCGUUGGUGAUGCUGGUGUCAGAGCUAACGCCCAGCAGCCGAAGCUUUUUGUUGGGAUGAUCCUUAUUCUCAUCUUUGCGGAAGCUCUUGCUCUUUAUGGUCUUAUUGUUGGCAUCAUUCUUUCUUCUCGAGCUGGACAAUCUAGAGCCGAAUAAGAUGGGAAAAUAUCUUCAUUGUUGUUGGAAUUUUUUAUGUUGCGAUAAUUCUAUAGAACAUGGGCAUUAUUCUGAUGGGGUUGGUCGACGGGGAGUUCAUUUCCGAAAGAAUAAAUAUUUAUUUCUUAUUAUAAGUGCUUAUUUUUCUCUAUAAUUUAUGUAUGAAGUUCAUCUUUUGGCCAAUUCUGAACCCUACUUCUAUUUAUUUCUUUCAAUAUAUAUCUUGAAUCAACUUAUUCUUCUUUUC
Impatiens glandulifera is the source of this 851-nucleotide messenger RNA. Its product is annotated as V-type proton ATPase 16 kDa proteolipid subunit. Lineage: Eukaryota; Viridiplantae; Streptophyta; Magnoliopsida; Ericales; Balsaminaceae. The transcript has 3 exons. Bases 107 to 604 code for a protein of 165 amino acids. Gene Ontology annotation, cellular component: proton-transporting V-type ATPase, V0 domain. The record is from RefSeq and is a predicted model, not a curated record. Gene Ontology annotation, molecular function: proton-transporting ATPase activity, rotational mechanism. Gene Ontology annotation, biological process: proton transmembrane transport.